AAGAAUAGAAAAAAAAAGUAGUAAUCUUUGCAGAAUAGCGAUAGCCUCUGUUUCAGAAGGGACUCAUCUGCUCUGGAGCUAAGAAGAAGAAGAGGUGCUAGAAAAUGGACGAUUAUACCAGGGAGAUGAUGGACCUCAAAACCCUCGUCACUCGAACCCUCGAGAAGAAAGGCGUUCUCGCCAAGAUCCGAGCUGAACUUAGGGCAAAUGUCUUUGAGGCAAUUGAGGAGGAGGAUAGAGCAAUUGAAAAGGAUGAAGGCUUGCCACCAGCUCUAUUAGGCAGCUGCAAUGAUCGUGCUAAACAUCUUCAUAAUUCUCCAUCAGGAAGGCUACUAACUGCACUUGUAUGUGAAUAUUUGGAUUGGGCUCAAUUAAACCAUACAUUGAAAGUUUAUUUGCCAGAGUGUAAUUUGCAAAAGGAUUUCUGGAAAUCUGAGUUAAAAGAAUUUAGUAGCAAGAAUGGAUAUGAUCUUAACAUGAAUGGAGACAGUGGCCCGUUACUUUUGGAUGUUCUUGAAGGAUUCUUGAAGUAUGAGAAUUUAUCUCAAGCAAGGGGUGCUGGAGACAGUAGGAGACCUCCAUCUUCAUCAGUUGCCGGGGGCUUACCUCCAUUGGGAAGGCCAGUUCCUGUUUCUCAGGCAUCUAGUAAUAGACGAGCAGGGUCAUCUGUGUCUGGAUACAGGAAAGAUGAAUACAACUGGAGAUAUGAGAGCGACGCGGUUGCAGAAGAUGUAGUCCGUGCUUCAACUGCCUUGGAAAACCUUCAGUUGGAUAGAAAAGCUCGGAACCUUUCCACCUCUUGGCGGCAUGCAGGGAAUGGCGUUUCUGAGCAUAAUGACAGGGUAGAGUAGAGGUAGGUAGAAGGUAUUAUUAUUUCUAAAUGAUAAAAUGGUGGAUCUGUUCCCUUAUCCUGUGUUAUAUAAUAUGCUUUGUAAUGAACAUUGAUGAUAUGUAUCUUGUAUGAUUAAAACACUUCUGUAUUUUCUAAUUUUAAAUGGGCUUCCUUGACAUUAAA
Messenger RNA from Ipomoea triloba (trilobed morning glory), 1015 nucleotides. RefSeq names its product protein TONNEAU 1a-like. Lineage: Eukaryota; Viridiplantae; Streptophyta; Magnoliopsida; Solanales; Convolvulaceae. The record is from RefSeq and is a predicted model, not a curated record. The coding region runs from base 105 to 851 and encodes 248 amino acids. The transcript has 8 exons. Gene Ontology annotation, molecular function: protein binding.